CAUCUCGAGGAAAACAAGCAACACAGGAUUUUGCAUCCUCCCUUAAAUCGUCAAACGUCGCGAAAUACACUGAUAAACGGCCAAAAUGCCACGUAUAAUGAUAAAGGGUGGUGUGUGGAGGAACACAGAGGAUGAAAUCCUCAAAGCGGCUGUUAUGAAGUAUGGGAAAAACCAGUGGUCGCGGAUUGCAUCGCUGCUGCACAGGAAGUCUGCGAAGCAGUGCAAGGCGCGCUGGUAUGAGUGGCUCGAUCCGAGCAUUAAGAAGACUGAAUGGUCCAGGGAAGAGGAUGAGAAGCUGCUGCACCUCGCAAAGCUGAUGCCCACGCAGUGGCGCACAAUUGCCCCAAUCAUCGGCAGGACGGCGGCUCAGUGUCUGGAGCGGUAUGAGUAUUUGCUGGAUCAGGCACAGCGGAAGGAAGAUGGAGAUGACACAGCGGAUGAUCCGCGGAAGCUGAAACCCGGGGAAAUAGAUCCCAAUCCGGAGACGAAACCCGCUCGGCCGGACCCUAAAGACAUGGAUGAGGACGAGCUGGAGAUGCUGUCUGAGGCGAGAGCUCGCUUAGCCAACACCCAAGGCAAGAAAGCGAAGCGCAAAGCCCGCGAGAAACAGUUGGAGGAGGCUCGAAGGCUGGCGGCUCUGCAGAAGCGCAGAGAAUUGCGCGCAGCUGGCAUUGGGAGCGGAAACAAUCGCCGACGCCGAAAGGGCAUUGACUACAACACUGAUAUACCAUUUGAGAAGCGUCCUAUGCCAGGAUUCUAUGACACUUCUGAGGAAACGGUGGCGACGGUGGAGUUUGAUUUCAACAAGAUGCGCCAGCAGCAGCUGGACGGCGAGCUGAGAACUGAGAAGGAGGAGCGCGAGCGCAAGAAGGACAAGCAGAAGCUGAAGCAGCGUAAGGAGAAUGAUAUUCCGAUGGCGAUGCUGUUGAAUCAGGAGCCAGCGAAGAAGAGAUCAAAGCUCGUGCUGCCCGAGCCUCAGAUAUCGGACUUGGAGUUGGAACAGGUGGUGAAGUUGGGCAGGGCGAGUGAAAUGGCCAAGGAAUUGGCAUCAGACGGUGGAUCGGACACGACAGAAGCUCUUCUUUCAGACUACAGCAUAACGCCAUCGGUGUCUGCGACUCCGCGCACGCCCGCUCCGGCAACGGAUAAGAUUAUGCAGGAAGCUCAAACUCUGAUGGCACUCACGCACGUUGACACGCCACUCAAGGGCGGCACCAAUACGCCCCUGCACGCCUCCGACUUCGCCGGAGCUUUGCCACAGAGUUCAUCGGUCGCCACGCCGAAUACAGUCCUCGCCACGCCCUUCAGAUCCUCGCGCUCAGACGCUCCCGGCACGCCCGGCUUCCAGACGCCGGGAUCAGCUGUGGUUCCCGCUGCUGGCAACGCCGUGACGCCGGCUUUCGUGCGGGACAAAUUGAAUAUCAACGACGAGGAAGCUCUCAGUGUUGGCGACACGCCGGUUGCGGUGAAGAACUACCAAAAGCAGCUGAAGCAGAAGCUGCGCGAUGGCCUGUCAUCGCUUCCUGUCCCGCGCAAUGACUACGAGAUUGUGGUGCCCGACGAAGACAUGGCCGAGGAGGAGCCUUCGCAGGCGCAUGACAUGGUUGAGGAUCAAGCGGAUGUGGAUGCGAAGAAGGUGGCUGAUGCGAAGAGGGAGCGUGAGAGGGAGAUGGCUCUGAGAUCUCAAGUGGUUCAGCGCGAUCUGCCGCGCCCACUGGACGUCAACAUGUCGAUCCUGCGCCCUCCGGCUGACAUGCAAGGUCUCAGUGAUUUGCAGCGCGCUGAGGAGUUGAUUAAGCACGAGAUGGUGACUAUGAUGCACUACGACGCCUUCAGAGAUCCCAUCGCGUCGACGCAGCCUCAGGCGGCACAGAUGCCCAAGAAGCCCAAUGUGGCGGCCCAGCACUUGGCUUACCUGGAGCAGCAUCCCUAUGAGACGUUCACGGAGGAGGAUCUGCAGAUGGCGAAGAAUCUGCUGCAGCAGGAGAUGCAGGUGGUGAAGAGUGGCAUGGCACACGGGGAUUUGGCGCUGGAGAGCUACACUCAAGUGUGGGAGGAGUGUCUGAGCCAGGUGCUCUUCCUGCCCAGUCAGAAUCGCUACACGCGCGCCAGCUUGGCCAGCAAGAAGGACAGGCUCGAGUCGGCGGAGUACAAAUUGGAGCAGAACAGGAAGCAUAUGGCUAAGGAGGCGAAUCGAUGUGGCAAAAUUGAGAAGAAACUGAAGAUUCUCACCGGAGGUUAUCAAGCGCGCGCACAGGCGCUGAUCAAGCAGCUUCAAGACACUUUCCAGCAGAUAGAGCAAAACUAUUUGGCGCUGUCGACCUUCAAAUUCCUGGCCGAGCAGGAGGAUAAUGCCAUUCCGCGGCGUUUGGACUCUCUCACGGAUGACGUGGCGCGUCAGACGGAGCGCGAGAAGGUCCUUCAGGCGCGCUAUGCUCAGCUGCAGGACGAACUGAGUCAAUUGCAGCUGGACUUGGCGGAGAGGCAGGAAUCUCCGCGUCCUCAGGCGGAGGAUGUCGAAAUGGCAGCGGAUGAGGAGCCAGACAAUGCCGAAGUGACGGAGAGCACCAAGGCGGCGUCUGAAGAUGUGGUUGAGAAUAAUUGCACAAAUGGGACUGGCGAGGAAGUCGAAAUGUGCAACAGUAAUGGAACAGAGUAAGUCAUCUUCGCGCCACAUUUAAUAUCCACUAAUUUACAGCAGAAAUCAAUGAGAUGUUGAAACAAUUGUAGACGAUAAAAGGAAAUAAAUGAUAGCGAUACUGAAGAUCGUUAGUUUUUUAAUUUGCAAAAAUGGAGAGACUUUUGGUGCAAUCAGAGAUAAAGAUGAUCAUUGGCUCUGGCUCUGUCCAGAUCACUUCAUUGACUGGAAAUCACUCGUAAUUCCUUCAAGAAACAAUCAAGCGCACUUUGAAUGCCACAAUCCUUGAGCCGUUGCUGACUAUUAAGAGCAUCUUCUGGGAUCUGGAGUACAUUUUGAGAGAUAUCUGGUCAUCCAGAGUACAGAGAUCAAGAGAGGAAUUGAACAACAGCUCAAAAGGGGGAUAAACCGGAUAAAUACGUUAAUUUUUUCGGGAUGAAUUUCAAGACUCAAGCAAUUUUAUUAUUCCUUUACGACGUUUCGGGGGCUGUUUUCGGGGGUAUUGGCUCAGCAACACUGCAUUCGCGACCAACACUUCAUCACUAAUUGGCUAAAUUGCCAAAUUUUGCCCAUGAAAAGGUGAAAAAGAACUUACCUUCUCUGAACAUACAAAUAAAAUUGGAUAAUGUUAAUAAAAGACAUUUUUAUAUUUCUAGUACGAUACUUUAUUUUUUUCAGUUUUUGUAAUUAAAUUGUUGAAGAACCAAACGAAAUUAUUUUGCAUAUAAUUAAUUUUAUGUAUAGUUCCAUUUUUUCUCUCACUUUCCAUAAUCUUUCUUCCAUAUAAACUAACAAACUAAUAAAAUGAAAAUUUUCCUACUAAAUAUUUACACUUUUUUUCCAUCCUUUUAUUGAUUAACUUGUUCUUCAUGCUGAAUGUUAUGAUCUCCUUUUUUUUCAUUAAGUUUACGACUUUGCAUUUUUUUUUUCUUCUUGUUUACCUCUUUACAUUAAUUCUUUUUUUUUGUUUAUUUUCUCGUUUGAAUAAUAACUUUUGUAGUAAAUAUACGUGUUAAAGCAGACAAAGAAAAAAACGACAAAAGAUCUAUCUAAAGUCAAGCACUAGUUUUUUUUUAUCUCUCCUUAUGUUUUCCCCAAAAUUCGACCUUUAAUCAGUAUUUCGUUAUGAAAAAAUUGAUAGUGAAAAAUUAUUAAAUGAUGAACCACACUGCAAGAGAAGAUUGUGUUUUGUGUCAUUCGGCAUGACUUAAUUUUUUUUUUUACAUUCUUUCACAAUUAUUUGCAAAACUUGUGUAAAUACGGUGGAACAUGUAAGAAGUUGUGAGUGUUUUGUUAAAACCGUCCUAUUUGAUGCGCGCGCUUUUUGACUCUUUUUCAACACUUAAUAGUUUCUUCAUUUUGUCAGUUUUUGCCGUCCAAAAUUCAAUACAUUUCCUUAAUUUUUUUCUUUCCUUUCAUUCUCUUAUUAGAAUUUAUUAUGUAUACAAUGGCGUGGGAAAAGGAUUUAAAAAAUAUCCACAUGGAACAGAUAUACAGUGUACAAAAUAGAUUCUCUUUCAUAUAUUUCAACUUUCUUUAUUCUCUUAUACUUAUUUAACUACUAUUGAAGGAAAUUGUCAGCUACAUUUCUUCUCAAUAAUUUGCAUCUGGCAGCAAAAAUGUAUUGAAUUUUUUCUUUGUUUUCCCGCACAAAACCAUGAAGAAAAUAUUAGUUGUUAAAUUUUCCCUCAUUUUUCACUAAAAUUGCAGUUUUCCAUUUGUUUUUUUUUUCUUGAAAGACUUCUGAAGUUUAUAGAGAAUUUAUGCAAAUUUCCAAAAUACAAAUAAUUUUUUAUUCUAUUGAAUUAUUUUCCACUUCACUCCACAUUUUCUUAUCCUUUCUCUCGAAAAUAUUUUACCAUCUCAUCAAAAAAAAAGAAGAAAACGCGCCAACUUCGCACUUUUAUCACUCACACAAUAAUUAUACUUUUUUUUUGUAUUAAUCCUUUUUUACGACUUAAGUUCCUUAAGAAAACCAUUUCUCUCAUGUUUCUUUUAUCUUUAAAUAUUUCUCUUUACUCGUUACUUUAUCAGUUCAAUUAUUAUUUAAGUUGCAAUUACUACAAUAUGCAGUACAAGUAGCAAAAUAAAAAGUAAAUUGUUGUGUGAUUUUUUUUGUAGUUUUUCUUUUAUUUUUUUUUUAUUAAAAAUAAAAAUCAAUUGCACGCAUUUUUAUCGUGAAAAUUCUUAUGAUGUUUUCAUUUCUUCAAUCAUCUUCUCUUUAAAGCAGGUGAAAGUGAUUUUUUCUCUCUCUCUCUCUCUCUCUCUCUUCUAUACUCAUUGAAUAGAUUUUUUUCUCUCUCUCUUGUGUAUUUUUUAUGUCACUGAAUUGGAACGAAUAGCAUUAACAACAAACAAACGAAAAUGUUAAAAAGCACUAAAUUACACCAUAUAAACUUGUUUCCUUUUCAUUUCAUUGAGAUUUUUCCACGUCAAAAUCUAUAUAUAUAUAUAUUUUUAUUUUCUUGUUUCUCUAAACUAUACAAAAAGGGAAUCAAUACUUGAUUAAUUGUGUAUGAUUUUUUUUUCUCUUUAUUUGCAUGUAAUGUGUAAUUAAUAACAAACGUAAAUGUCUAAUAUAAAUCUUGAAUAUAAUUCAUAAACAAGGAUCCCUCACUAAAAAAGAAAAAAGUGUAUCUAUUCGCAUUGAUUUCCUCCUUCAAACAUUGUCAAUAUGUAGAAUUUUGUGAAUUCACCUUAAGAAUCAGUUAGAAAAAAAAGAAUUUGUUGAAUUUCCUAUUGAAUGUAAGUGAUUUUAACAUCUUUUACUUAGUCAACUUCAUUAUUUCAGCAUUAUCAAUUGCUUCUUCAUUGUUUUCGGCAUUAAGAAAUGAAAAAAUUGUGAUUUAAACAUUGUUUUUCUUUAUCCUCCUAGUGAAUUGUGUGUGUGUGUCUCAAAUAGUUAAGUGUAAACAUUUCUUGUGACUCUAAUUAUGGCCAGUCACUGUGAAUUUGUAUUCCCAAAAAAAUGAUAUAUGAAGAAAGAAAAAAAAACGAGAAUUACUAACUUCACAAAGAAUAAUAAACAUUUACACGCAAAAUCCAUACACACAAAUUUGUAAUAAUGUGUGGUGUUCGAGGCUUUUAUACUCUUUUCAUUUCCUUUUUCUUCACACACAAGAUUUCAUAUUUUCCUUUGCAAUUUGCAACUUUUCUUCACCUUCAUAAUUAACCAUUAUGUUUGCUCUGUUUUU
Messenger RNA from Phlebotomus argentipes, 5832 nucleotides. It is a transcript of the gene Cdc5, whose product is annotated as cell division cycle 5-like protein. NCBI's taxonomy places the organism in Eukaryota, Metazoa, Arthropoda, Insecta, Diptera, Psychodidae. Gene Ontology annotation, biological process: mRNA splicing, via spliceosome; regulation of transcription by RNA polymerase II. The transcript has 3 exons. Gene Ontology annotation, molecular function: DNA-binding transcription factor activity, RNA polymerase II-specific; RNA polymerase II transcription regulatory region sequence-specific DNA binding. The record is from RefSeq and is a predicted model, not a curated record. Bases 86 to 2659 code for a protein of 857 amino acids. Gene Ontology annotation, cellular component: spliceosomal complex; Prp19 complex.